GUUCUCCUUAUUUUUCUACUCUUUUGUGGGAAUGAGUUGCCAAGCUUUUACUUCGGCUGAUACCUUUAUACCCCUGAAUUCUGACGCCUCUGCAACUCUGCCUCUGAUAAUGCAUCACAGUGCUGCCGAGUGUCUACCAGUCUCCAACCAUGCCACCAAUGUGAUGUCUACAGUCCCAUCUAUUUUGUCUUUGAUCCAAACUCCUAAAUGUUUGUGCACGCAUUUCUUGGUGACAACGUUGGGAAACACAGCAACGGGACUUCAUUAUUCUGUUCCUUCCUGUCAUUAUGGAAACCAGCCAUCAACCUAUGGAGUGAUGGCAGGUAGUUUAACCCUUGUCUAUAAAUUUCCUGACCACACUUUGAGUCAUGGAUUUCCUCCUAUACACCAGCCUCUCCUGGCAGAGGACCCCACAGCUGCUGAUUUCAAGCAGGAACUCAGGCGGAAAAGUAAAUUGGUGGAAGAGCCAAUAGACAUGGAUUCUCCAGAAAUCAGAGAACUCGAAAAGUUUGCCAACGAAUUUAAAGUGAGAAGAAUUAAGUUAGGAUACACCCAAACAAAUGUUGGGGAGGCCCUGGCAGCUGUGCAUGGCUCUGAAUUCAGUCAAACAACAAUCUGCCGAUUUGAAAAUCUGCAGCUCAGCUUUAAAAAUGCAUGCAAACUGAAAGCAAUAUUAUCCAAAUGGCUGGAGGAAGCUGAGCAAGUAGGAGCUUUGUACAAUGAAAAAGUGGGAGCAAAUGAAAGGAAAAGAAAACGAAGAACAACUAUAAGCAUUGCUGCUAAAGAUGCUCUGGAGCGACACUUUGGAGAACAGAAUAAACCUUCUUCUCAAGAGAUCAUGCGGAUGGCUGAAGAACUGAAUCUGGAGAAAGAAGUAGUAAGAGUUUGGUUUUGCAACCGGAGGCAAAGAGAAAAACGGGUGAAAACAAGUCUGAAUCAGAGUUUAUUUUCUAUUUCUAAGGAGCAUCUUGAGUGCAGAUAAGAUUUUUCUACUGUAUAAUAGCCUUUUUUUCCUGUUUCAUUCCUUUCUCUUCCUCAAGAAAAACAGAAAUUACUUGGUUGACUUAAAAUCAUUUUAUAUCAAUAGCUUUUACAGAAGCAUUGCUUUUCCACUUUUUUAAAAAAAAGAAACCAACAAUUUAAAUUAUAGUGAUGUUAUUUACUUGAAAUAAUUAUUCUCAGAAGCCAGAUUAUACAUUUUAAGCCAAAUAUAUUAACAGUAAUAAAACGAUCUCUCUCUGUUUUCUCUCUCUCUCUCACACACACACACUGACAUAUGAGUGUGCAUAUGAGUUUAUAGAUUCCUUUUCCAAAUAUGUGUAUUAGUUUUUUAACAUUUAAGUCAGUAAUGACACAUAUGUAAAGCACAUCGCCAGAAAUAUCCAAUUCGAAAAUUAAUUAGCCAAUGUUCUGCUUUCUACCAACUCUACUAGUUUGUCUGAACUAAAAGUUUUGAACUUAGAGCCAGAGGUGUCUUAUAGUUUUAUUACUACCUUUAAGGAAUAAGCCUCAAUCAGAAUUGAUACUUUGAAGUAGAACUGUUUCAAAAGAGAUUUGUAGAAACAUUAAUUUUUGAUCUUUUUAUUCUUCCUAAAUAUUAGCUUUUUGAUGUGUAGCCAUAGAAAAGAAUGCUUUAUGGAUCCUUGAGCCUCAAACCAUUAGUCUAUAAGCUGCAACGGGACAGGAAGAGAUCUGGCUUGUUUGGUGUUAUUUCUCCGGGACUUGGGAAAGUUCUUGCUCAUAUUAGGCAUGCAAUACUUGUUAAAUGAAGGAGUGCAAUGUUAACAAUAGCUACAAAUGUGAACGGCAUCACCUAAUUUUAAAUUAUAAUGUUUUUGAAAUCUCACAAUCUGGAAAAUCAUCCAGGUUUCUAUAACAAGACAUGAUCACUUUUGGUAUAAUUGAUUAGAAUCUGAUUUACUAUUUGUAAAAAUGUUUGACAUAUUGAGAUUUUAAUUUUAAUUCUGAGAAUUGUAUCGAAAAGGACAUAUUUAUUUAAAUUUUAAGAAUGCAUUACCUUGAAACAUGCUAGUAGAAGCAAACUGUAAUGUGAUAUUAACUUAGAAUAGUGACUUUUUUUUACAUUUGGAAUGUAAAUCUGCUGGCUAUGUUUAUCUAACUUAUUUUAAUAUAACAAAAGUGGUAACAAUUAGACCAAAUUUUAUUGUUGAAUUAGAAUGCUUAGAAAAUAAAUGAUACUGUCCAGUCUCUUUUUAUGAUAUUAUUAAAGACCCAGUAUUUUUAUAGGUCAUAAUCUACAUAGACUAUAUAUGUAUGUUCAUACAUAAUCACCAUCAAUUGGAUGGGUAAAAUUUGAUAUAUUACUAACAAAGAUAGACAUUUAACUAACAAAACAGCUUUCAGUGGCCUAAUCAUCCAUGCUUAAGCACACAUUUAGCAUCCAAAAGAUAUGAAAUACAACAUUCUUAUUUAAGAGUAAAUUCCAAAUUAUUCAGCCACACAGCCAUUCAAGUUCCUUCUCUGGAUAACUCAAUAUUUCUUCGCCUACUUAAAACACAUUAACUGGGGAAGGAAUUCUUUAGUUUGCUAAAAGCCAGAUCAUGUAUACAUACAUGUAUAUGUAUAUAUGCAAAAAUGUAUAUAUGCACUUUGAAACUUGCAAAUAGAAAUAAAACGUCAUGC
Macaca mulatta (Rhesus monkey) is the source of this 2643-nucleotide messenger RNA. It is a transcript of the gene POU1F1, whose product is annotated as POU class 1 homeobox 1. Gene Ontology annotation, molecular function: RNA polymerase II cis-regulatory region sequence-specific DNA binding; DNA-binding transcription factor activity, RNA polymerase II-specific. Lineage: Eukaryota; Metazoa; Chordata; Mammalia; Primates; Cercopithecidae. The record is from RefSeq and is marked provisional. Gene Ontology annotation, biological process: regulation of transcription by RNA polymerase II.